Cladophialophora yegresii CBS 114405 is the source of this 795-nucleotide messenger RNA. RefSeq lists its product as uncharacterized. Gene Ontology annotation, biological process: fatty acid beta-oxidation. The coding region runs from base 1 to 795 and encodes 264 amino acids. The record is from RefSeq and is a predicted model, not a curated record. The transcript is spliced from 4 exons. NCBI's taxonomy places the organism in Eukaryota, Fungi, Ascomycota, Eurotiomycetes, Chaetothyriales, Herpotrichiellaceae. Gene Ontology annotation, cellular component: peroxisomal matrix.
AUGGCGAGCCCAAGCAAGUACAAAUAUGGAGACAUCAUCUACGAGCUCAACCGGCCCAAGUCUCUCAAUGCAUUUGGGGGAAACCUGCUUAUUGAAGUCGUGACGGCACUCCGAGAACUCAACGAACACCCCGAUACCGUUUUCACGGUCAUCACGGGCGAGGGCAGGUUCUUCUCCUCGGGCGCAGAUGUCAAGGCGACUGCGGGCAAAAAGGAGGUCGAACAUUUCAGUCCAGCCGCUAAAAAGAUCGACUUCAUGGAUAGCAUCAGUACCGCUAUCGAGCUCCUCCGGUCAAUGAUCGACCACAAGAAAGUCCUCGUCCUGGCGCUCAACGGACCGGCUGUCGGCGGGGGCGCGGCCUGGUUCCCAGGUGUCGCGGAUAUUGUUCUCGCCGCGGAUACUGGCUACCUUCAAGUGCCGUUCAGCGCCUUGGGCCUUGUUCCCGAGUUCGGCUCCGCCACCAACUUCUACCACUCGCUCGGCGCACAUCGCGCCAACGACUUCCUCAUGUUCGGCCGCAAGUUGACCGUCCAGGAGCUCGAGCAAUGGGGAUUAAUCAAUAGGAUCUUUCCCACUCAGGGAUUUCACGACAAAGUGGUGGAGUUCUUAGAGGAGCAGUUGAGCGUGAAUGACGGAAAGUCAAUGAUGGAGGCAAAGAGGCUGCAAAACCUACCGUUGAGGAGAGACAGGAUGCUUGCGGUUUACGAUGCUGCUGAAGCGCUCGCAGAAAGAUUUGUUGAGGAUGCCCCGAAGCAGAGGUUCGCUGAGAAGAACAGGUUGCUGCUUGGUGGGUGA